GAUCACUCUUGUCUUUUUUUUCUAUCGGAGAAUAUAUAAAGUUCACGCCUUUUUCGUCGUUAAGUCACCCGUCCACCGAGUGACUCAGUCCUCCAUGGCUGAACAGUCGAAAACUCGAAGCGAUGACCCUUUCUUGCUCAAGUAUACCGCCAACGAACUCCGGACUGUCUCCGAGUUCUUCACCAAUUGGGCACCUUUUCUAUCCCGAGGGCUCUGCCAGUCAUGUUCUCUGACAAUCUCCGAUCGUAUCCGAUAUCUUCAUCAAGAAGCUGGUAGAGAUGUAGUAUGCGCCAAGCAUAAACAGGAUGAUGCAGCGUCUGCAUCAGGCAAUAAGGGUUUGAUAGGAGAUUGGAAUCAGGAAAACUGUGACACUCAUUCUAUUGGGAGCUGGAAUAAUGCUUCGGACAUGAAUGAUCAUGCUGACACACAUUCACUGGGGAGCUGGAAGGAGGAGGAAGAAGGGUCUCCGGAGGUCUUUUCACAAGUGGGUAUCUAUACAGAUGCACCAUCAAAAUCCUCUGGCGGCGGCGUGUUAAAGAGUGAAAAUUUAAGCACGCAUGUGUUGCAAGGAGUGAAAAUGUCAUGGGCUGAUAUGGCUCAGGAGGAUGAGCUAGAGACCGAGGAAUGUGGUUUAAGUUUGCCAUUGACCAAUGAGAGUGGUUUAUCUUGGAAAGAGGGAGCGUUUGAGCACGAUGAGCCUCAUAAGCCAACAACUGAGCUUUCAAGAGAACAAAGAGAGUGCAUCCGGUUUAGUAAUGUGAAGAGGAAGAAGGAUUUUAUAUGUUUGGAAAGGAUUGAUGGGAAGAUUACAAAUAUACUGGAUGGAUUGGAGCUACAUAGCGGCAUUUUCAGUGCAGCUGAGCAAAACAGGAUUGUCAAUUAUGUGGAAACACUCCAUGACAAGGGAAAGAAUGGGCAAUUAAAAGAGAGAACCUAUACUGCACCAGAAAAGUGUAAGGGGAGAGUGUCAUUACAAUUUGGUUGCUGCUACAACUAUGCAAGUGAUAAAAAUGACGCUCCACGCAUCCUCAAAAAUGACAUCGUUGACCCUAUUCCUCAACUUUUGAAAGUUAUGAUUAAAAGGCUUGUCAGGUGGCAUGUGAUACCUCCUCACUCCGUACCUGACAACUGUAUUGUGGAUAUUUAUGAAGAGGGAGAUUGCAUUCCGCCUCGUAUUGAAAGUCAAGAUUUUGGUAGGCCAUUAUGCGCUGUUUCAUUCUUAACGGAAUGUCAUGUCAUUUUCGGGUCAAACUUGAAAGUGUUGAGCCCUGGUGAGUUUGAUGGUCCAAUUGCAAUUUCCUUGCCUGUCGGAUCUAUUCUUGUGUUGAAUGGAAAAGUAGCUGAUGUGGCUAAACAUUGUGUUCCGGCAGUUCCUUCCAAAAGGAUCUCAAUUACAUUUAGGAGAAUAGUUGAAUCCAAACAACCCAUUGGAUAUGUUCCGGAUCCUGACUUGCAAGGUCUUCAGCCUCUAUCAAAUGAAGUAGACAAGUCCAAGAAAUCGAAAAAGGCAAGGCAGAGGCAGCAUGAUAUGAAGAAACAUGUGAGCGGACGAGAGGAGAAUGUUGGGGGGCAACCAAGAAGACCAAUAGAAAGGGGCUUUGGAGAGAACAGAUACUCAUUGGGUCAAUCCGAUCAGAGGAACACGAGUAAGCCCAGAGUGACUGUGGAUUUGGAAAGGUCAGCUGACCAAUCUUAUCGCCGAACUGUAAGAUUUCACCGCCAUCUCUCAUGAAUGAUGGCAGGAGCUUGUUGAUUGUGUCACUUGUGUGGUGUGUUCUUUUAGUAUUCCAAAGCAGUUUGUUAGUUUUUGGUGGGGCUGGGCAUUUCAGUUUGGUUUGGUUUAAAACGGCCUUGUUUUAUUUGGUUUAGUUUUAAUUGGUUUGUUUAGAUGAAUAGAGUUUGGUAAAAGCAACACCAUUCUAAAACAGAAAUGCAUAUUAGUUGUGGUUUGGGUAGGUUUAAAGCGUUCUGUUCGGGUUAAAUUAGUUGUGGUUGGGUUCAGUUAAUGCAAUUUCGAGAACAUCACCGUACUACAACCAAAUUACGCAUACUUUGUAUUUUAUUGGUUUGGUGCAGCCAAACUGAAUCAAAAUGUGACUGGUUUGUGGCCCAGCUUGCAUGGUUGCACCGCUACAUCAUCUAGAUGCAUCCUUGGUGAAUUUUUUAAGCAACAUAUGUAGUUAGGAUUUAUGCCAUACAGUUGGGUGAGUAGUGCCUCAUCCUUAGAUUGAGCUUGUGCCUGAGACGUGAAAUCUCUAUGGUGGCAGUUCAGUCUAAUGGUUAUGGUCCCAAUCAGUCACUAUCCUUCCUAAUUGGGUAGCAUUGACCAAAGCCCAUCUUUCACGGCAAUUUUAGUUUGCAGGGAAUCUCUAAGAUGAAGAUUGCAAGCCAUGUGAAAGUCCAAUGUGGGGCAAUUUGGUCGGUUGUUAUAGUCUGUUGUAUAUUACGGCUAAUAAUUUGGUAAGACUGCUGUGUUAUUUAUUUAUUUAUUUAUUAAGAAAAACAUUGAGUUAAUUUAUCUUGUAAAGCCAGAUUAUGCGCAGAAAGCUUAUGUUGAAACUUGAAAGUGAAGAGUGACAGAAGUCUGGAAUGAUACUUAUAUUGAUUGUUGAUACUUGAAUGCUGGUUGUGUGCGAGCAGGUGUAUCAGACUCUCGAAAUGAAAAUACAAUGCUUUAGACUGGUAUAAAUAUAGAACAACUCCUUUCCGAAUUCCGACGUAUAAAAAAAACGUUCAGGUUCUGUUUUUGGGAGUUUUGGGGGAAGAGAUCUAUUAAAAACAUAAUUAAAG
This is a messenger RNA of Cuscuta europaea, 2790 nucleotides long. Lineage: Eukaryota; Viridiplantae; Streptophyta; Magnoliopsida; Solanales; Convolvulaceae. The record is from the annotation of a GenBank genome assembly.